Molecule: messenger RNA, 1148 nt
Organism: Peromyscus eremicus (cactus mouse)
Lineage: Eukaryota; Metazoa; Chordata; Mammalia; Rodentia; Cricetidae
Gene: C1H19orf81
Product: chromosome 1 C19orf81 homolog
Exons: 5
Coding region: 16-1005 (329 amino acids)
Source: RefSeq, a predicted model, not a curated record
GAGAAGGGUGGGGAGAUGGAGGGAGAGACCAGUGAGGGGGGGAAUAGGGGUGAGACUUCUGGGAAAAGUUCAGAGGACAACUGGGGCCUGGGGUUGGGAGGGAGGCAGGCAGAGAAGUCGGGGGAGAACCGAGGACAAGGAUGGGGCAGGAGGGGUGGAGAAAGAGAGGACAGGAGACAGGGAGAGACGGGGAAGGAAGCAGAGAAGAAGGGGCGCAGGAACUGGGGCGCACACCGAGUCCCCGAGGUUAGGGGAACGCGCGUGUCCUUGUGGUCUCAGCCUUCCAGUUCCGGGUUUAUCCCACGUGGUUUCAAAGAGCAAGAAGCAGAAGCCGAGGAAAAGAGCUGGGGUGUGUGGCCCAGUGUGAGCACCUCACCCCUUCUUCCUGGACCUCCUCCGACCCGCCUCUCCAGGAUGCAGCCAGAAGUGGAGCCGCUCUGCUCCUCUAACCUGGGCGCCUCCGGCUUGCACAGGGAGGCAGGCUCCAUCCUUGUGGAUCUGGAGGCUAUAGAGGAGCCCAUGGCUCGGAGCCUGGGCAGACCCAUCAAAUCCUCAAAGCAGUACCUUCGGCAGGUCAUCUCAGAAUACGAGGCACUGGAUCGGGAGCUCCCAUGCAUCCGAAAGUUUUCAGCACCGCCCUCUGCCCAGCCCCUCUGCCUCUGCAUGGAGACUUCGGAGGAUUUCACGCACCUAGAGGUGCUGGAGGCUCUGGAGGCCGAGCUACCCGGGGCCCUGGAGAGUGGGCGCUUGAGCAGCAUCCGGUAUGAGAACAUGAAUGUCAUCUGCGGGACCGCGGGCCGCAGGGACAGGUGGCUCAUCACGGUCACAGACUUCCAGACGCGCUCGCGCCUGCUGCGCUCGGGACUCAGCCUCCGCGGAACCGCGCACCCACUCGUGCGCCACGACGAUCUGCUGCUGGGCGACUACCGCCUUCACCUGCGCCGAUCCCUGGUUCGACGGCGAAUGCUCGAGGCUCUGGGGGCGGAGCCGUCCGAGGAAGAUUGACGCGGGGCGGGGGCGGGUCCCAUCUGCGCCCCGCCCCCAGACCCGGCGAAUCCAAGGGGCGUGGCCUCCCUAGGAAGGAGGCGGGGCCGGCUCGAGGGGGUGGAUACUGUGAGUUUAAUUAUAAAGAAUGACCUGAUACAAAA